AUGGACCAACACGACGACUUCGACAGCGUCUCAUGGAGACAGGGCUCGGAGAGCGACCUCUCCCGGCCCACCACGUCGGGCACAGACGCAGAGGAACCACACGAACACAAUCGCGAUGUCAAUGGCAAGCGAAGGAUGAGCUCGGUUCAUGAGGACCCGCCCCAGGCCGGACCGCUGGCGGACGCCGUGGACUUGGCGGGGAUCGGAGAUGGAUUGUUGGAAUGUCAAGUAGAUUCUCCACUGAAGGAAAAUGAUGGGACGAAGGAUGCGUACAUUUCGUAUCUAGUAACUACACAUACCGAUUUCAGAUCAUUCCAUAAGCCGGAUUUUGCUGUGCGGAGGCGCUUUACGGACUUCUACUUUCUAUAUAAGACCCUUUACCGGGAGUAUCCAGCAUGCGCGGUGCCGCCGCUGCCCGAGAAGCAUAAGAUGGAGUACGUGACGGGCGAUCGGUUCGGGCCGGAAUUCACGAGCCGUCGUGCUUGGUCGUUAGAUCGUUUCCUGAAGCGCCUGACAUUGCAUCCUGUGCUUCGCCGAGCCCCUCUGCUCGCUAUCUUCCUGGAAUCACCAGACUGGAAUGCGCAUAUGCGACUGCACUCCUCCCGCAGUACAUCGGGGACUUCGGACGGGGGCGGCGCGGGGAUCUUCGACAACUUCACCGAUACGUUCGUCAAUGCUUUUACCAAAGUCCACAAGCCAGACCGCCGAUUCAUCGAGGUGAAGGAGAAGGCGGAUAAGCUGGAUGAGGACCUCAACCACGUGGAGAAGAUCGUCGCUCGGGUUGCGCGCCGGGAGAGCGACCUCGAGACCGACUACAACGACCUGGCGACACAGUUCCGGAAGCUCGUCCCCCUGGAACCGGAUGUGGAAGUUCCGUUGCAGAUAUUUGCGGCAUCGGUGGAAGAGACCGCACGUGGGUUCAAGACGCUAAAGGACCACACCGACCAAAAUUACCUAGGCUCUCUACGGGACAUGGAAGCGUACAUCGUAUCUCUCAAAGCGCUCCUCAAGACGCGCGAGCAGAAGCAGCUCGACUUUGAAGCCUUGGUGGAUUAUCGUAACAAAGCGGUUGCGGAGCGGGACUCUCUUGCCGCCAACCCGUCUUCCUACUACGCCUCCAACCCCCUCACCUCCUCACCUGCCUCCUUUAUCCGCUCCAAGAUGGAAGACAUGCGUGGGGUGGACCAUGAGCAAUCCCGCCGCGAGCGUGUGCGGAAGCUCGAGCUCCGCAUCGACGAGCUCACGCGCGAGGUGGAAUCCGCCAAGACGACGUCGGAGAUGUUUGACGAGGAAGUCGUCCGCGAAGUCGCCGACUUCGAGCGUAUCAAGGCGGUGGAAUUCCGGGAUUCGCUGGGGGCGCUGGCGGAGAAACAUAUUGAUUUCUUCCAGGGUGUCAUCAACACGUGGGAGCGAUUUGUUGCCGAGAUGGAAGGGGAUCUCGAGAACGAUCACGAGGUAUUGGAGCAUGGCCCCGGAGAGGGAGUGGCAGCUUGA
Aspergillus clavatus NRRL 1 is the source of this 1494-nucleotide messenger RNA. Its product is annotated as sorting nexin-4. The transcript is spliced from 2 exons. Gene Ontology annotation, molecular function: phosphatidylinositol binding. Gene Ontology annotation, biological process: autophagy; cytoplasm to vacuole targeting by the Cvt pathway. NCBI's taxonomy places the organism in Eukaryota, Fungi, Ascomycota, Eurotiomycetes, Eurotiales, Aspergillaceae. Gene Ontology annotation, cellular component: phagophore assembly site. The coding region runs from base 1 to 1494 and encodes 497 amino acids. The record is from RefSeq and is a predicted model, not a curated record.